Messenger RNA from Aethalodelphis obliquidens (Pacific white-sided dolphin), 2974 nucleotides. RefSeq lists its product as uncharacterized. The record is from RefSeq and is a predicted model, not a curated record. The coding region runs from base 76 to 735 and encodes 219 amino acids. NCBI's taxonomy places the organism in Eukaryota, Metazoa, Chordata, Mammalia, Artiodactyla, Delphinidae. The transcript is spliced from 2 exons.
CAAAACCAGGCAUUCAGGAUACUCCAGAAAAGUCAAUCUGAUCGAAUCCUUUUAACCAGCCCCGCCAUUACACACAUGAUGGAGUGGAGGAGGGAAAGGAGGCCUUUCCUGGCCGUAUUAGAUAUUCCCAAACUGCUCUCCAAGGCAGCUGUACCAGUUUUCAUCCUCGUUGAAGGCGUGUGCAUCCGGCCCCACGUGACGGCCAGCAGAGGGCGCCGUAAGGCCGCGCCCCGGGGCGAGGGCGGUGGGCAGGACCGGGCCGGCCGGGUCCGCUGCAGCCCAGCCGCAGAGCCAGUACAUUUCCGGGAGGACCUGACACCACAGCAUCAAAAGUGUCGCCUCGCCUUCACCUGCAAGGAGGCCGGGACCGCACCUCCAGGAGCUGGCUCGCCGUCCAGGGCCUCGCCUCGCCCAAAGCCCCCUCCCACCUCGCUGUCUCCGCCGCCUCUUGGAGGGAGGGUUGUGAGGGUGACCCGGGAGAAGAAACCGCCGGGACAGUUCAAUCGGAAGGGAGGGGACAGCCCAGAUCUGAGAAUGCCCCCUCCCCCACCUUACGCCUCCUCCAGGGCGCAGGUGACCGACCGAAGGAAAAUGGAGAGCGGCAGGCCCAGGCAAUGGUGUUUUGAGUACCAGCCUCUGGACUCUGCCCAUCCCAGCAUCUCGGAGACAGAACACCCACCUUUUACAGUUGAGGAAAUUGAGGCUCAGAGAGACUGGGUAACUUGCACAGGGUGACCCAGGAGGAGGAACAGCCAGUAAUCAGUCAUUCACCAAAUACUUGAGCCCCUACUAAGUGCUUUGAAGGUAAUUGAAUAGGGUAGUGGAAUAAACAGUGACGUUGUGAGUGGGGCAGGGUGCUACUUUGGCUGGGAUGAUCAGGGAAGCCUCCCUUGAGGUGACAUAAAAUUUGUGUUAAAUAUAUCAUUCUUACCAAAAGUGUUUAAAUUGUCUACAGUUUCAAGACUACUAAUAAAUAGCUUUCUGUGCUUAAAACAACAUUAUCAAGAACUCUCUAGGAGCACCUUCUCCCCCAGCUAACCACUCUCCAGAAUUUUGUAUUAAACAUUUCCUUGCUUUUCUUUAUAGUUUUACCGCCUCCAUGUACAUUCCUAGACAAUAAAAGGUUUCAUUUGCUUGAUUUUGAACCUUAUGUAAAUCCAACUAACUGUAUGCAUUUGAGUUGGUUCUUUUUGCUUAACAUUAUGCUUUUGAGAUUUAUCCCUGUUGUUGCAUGGAGUUGCAGUUUGUUUUUAUUGCUGUAUAUGUUCCAUUAUGGGAAUGAACCACAGUUUAUUUAACCCUUUGUACUGUUGAUAAACAUUAGAACAUUACGGUUGUUUCCACUUUUUUUGUUUUUUGUUUUUGUUUUUGUUUUGCUGUUAGGAACAACGGUGCAAUGAAUACUCUUGUUUCUUCUGGGAUUAGGGCUGGGCAGCAGUUUUCAACCUUGGCUGCUCACUAGAAUCACCUGAGGAGUUUUUUAAAAUGCUAAUACCAGAGGGUCCCACCCAGGCUAAUCAAAUCAGGAUGGCUCUGGGGGUGGGGCCCAGGCUAGGGUGUUCCCUGAGGGAAUCUAAUCUGCGGCCAGGGCUGAGAACCUCUGCGAUGCUGUUGGCCUGGAAAUAGAAUUGCUAGGAGAGUCACCUGUUAUUAGCUGAUGCCAAACUUUUCCGAAGUGGCUUGUACCUAUGACACUCUCGCCAGCAUGGAACGAAAGUCCUGCUGCCUUCACACCCUCAACACUUGCUAGUGACCAAAUUUUAACUUUUUAUCUUUCUGAUGGUGUGAAAUGGUAUCUCACUGUGGUUUUAAUUUGCAUUUCUCUCAUUACUAAUGAGGCUGAGCAGUUGGUGAAGUUAAUGCUGAAACAAAGAAAAGGAGCCAACAUGGUGAAGAUCUGGGGGGAGAGAUUUAGGGGGCAGGGAAGAUGAACGGUAGGUGCCAAGGUCCUGUGGUAGGCAAGGGCUGGGAUGUGGAGGAACAGAAAGAAGGGGGUGAUCAUUGUGCAGGGGGAAGGAGGAGAGUGGCUCAAGACAGGAUCAGCAGAGGUCAGAUCAGCAGGGUGGAGGGCCGUGGUGAAGACUUUGGUUUUUACUCUGGGUGAGAUAGGAAUAUGGGAGGUUUUGAGCAGAGGGACACAGCCUUACUCCUCCCUCUGGAUGCAUGUGGAAAAUCGUGAUUGAAAGUAAACAGACGUAGAAGACGCUAUAUUCUUCGUAAUGGCUGUGCAUGGCCUGUCUCCCUCACCUUACCCUCCCCUCACCAGUUAGAACAUGGUAAGGAUUGUCUUGUUCACAGCUGUUAUCCCCAGCACCUGAUGACCAAAACAGACAGUUGUCCCUGCCCUCAUUCUAGGUGGUGAGUGGAGGGACUUACAGGUUUUCAUCGUCCUUGCUUCACAGGUGGAAACCCGUGGGCAAGACCUGUGGAUUUAUUUCCGUGCCACAACCCCACUCCAGGCGGGGCAUGGCCCUCAAAGUUGGUGGGCUCACAGGAGAGCUGAGGAUGAAGUGUCCCUCCCCUGGGUCCACCCCACAAUGAACCAGUCAGUGCCUCCCUUGGAGCCCAGCCUUAGGUCCUUUAGACACAGUAUUGACGACCCCAGACAAGUGAGGAGACCACCUCAGCCCCACCCUUCCCCACUUCUUUCUCCCACCUGCCCAGAGUACUCUUUCUCAACCAUUCUAAACAGGUCCCUCCUCAGCUGAAAAUUCUUCCUUGGCUCCCCAGUGCCCUUGGGGCAAAGUCCAAACUCCUCCAGGCCCUGGAGGCCAGGCAGAUCUGACCCAUCAGCCCUGCCCACCCCACCCCCAGCCCUGAGAGCUGCUCUCAGUGGCUCUGAAAUAGUUACUGAUUCUAACCUCAGGCCUUUCCCCUCGGUAUUUCUUCACUUCCUCUGGUAAGUGCCCCCCCCCCGACCCCCUGUCAAGUGACCCGCCUCUUGACUGUCACAGUGCCCUGUGGUCUCCCCCCA